This is a messenger RNA of Nymphaea colorata (pocket water lily), 402 nucleotides long. Its product is annotated as L-type lectin-domain containing receptor kinase IV.1. The annotation marks the transcript as partial. The record is from RefSeq and is a predicted model, not a curated record. Gene Ontology annotation, cellular component: plasma membrane. Gene Ontology annotation, molecular function: ATP binding; protein kinase activity. Gene Ontology annotation, biological process: protein phosphorylation. The transcript has 3 exons. NCBI's taxonomy places the organism in Eukaryota, Viridiplantae, Streptophyta, Magnoliopsida, Nymphaeales, Nymphaeaceae.
AUGGACUACCCACAUAGGCUCCCCUACAGGAAAAUCUACAGGGCAGCUAAGGUUUCAAGGAAGAGUUGGGGAAAGGAGGCUUUGGCAGUGUCUACAAAGGUCUGCUGCCCAGAAGCGGAAUCGAGAAGGGAGCAGGUUGAGUUGGGUACAAAGGUUCAAGAUUCGAAAGAUGGCAAGUUGGGUGAUUUUGGGCGUGCCAAACUGUAUGACCAUGGUACCAAUCCCAAGUCUACCCAUGUCGUUGGUAGUCUAGGUUACAUGGCGUCGGAGCUCCCUCGCACCAGCAAAUCAAAGAUGAGCUCCGAUGUAUACUCUUAUGGUUCCUUGCUCCUGGAGGUGGCCUGUGGAAGGAGGCUGAUUGAGCCCGGAAGACCUUCUGAGGAGAUGAUUCUGGUGGAGUUG